AUAAAAGGGCAAUAGAGAAGUAAGCGGUCUCUCUCUCUGCUCUGUGGUGCUACAGUGUGCUAGUAGCUGAAAAUGGAAGCAACACGAGAGCAGUGGGAGGAGAAUGAGGAAGUGGGCAUGGACUUGCGAGGAAGGCCGCCUCGCCAAAUCAUCAACACGAUCACUAGUGGUGAACAUGUUGUCUGUUCCUCACAGAGUUCAAGUGAAGCUGAAUCUCUCAAUGCAGAGGAGGAGGAAGAAGAAGCUAAGGGAAGCCCAAGAAAUGGUUUUCGCAUGGUCUCUGACAAAAAUGGUACUGAAUCCUCAUAUGCGUCUGGUUUCAAUGGUGGAGAAGUUGAGUAUCUUAUUUCCAAGAAAAUUUCUGGGAGUGAAAUAGUGGCUAGUGAAGUAGAGAGUCUAAGCUUUCAAAAGAGUGUUGAAGCCAAGCGUCAAGAUGAUGACUAUAUUAAGUUGAAGGAUGAAGAGUUACCUGGUUUUGGUGCUUUACCAGGAGAAGUUGAGUAUCUUAUUUCCAAGACAAUUUCUGGGAGUGAAAUAGUGGCUAGUGAAGUAGAGAGUCUAAGCUUUCAAAAGAGUGUUGAAGCCAAGCGUCAAGAUGAUGACUAUAUUAAGUUGAAGGAUGAAGAGUUACCUGGUUUUGGUGCUUUACCUUCCACGCAGUCCAUUGAGCAAAAUGAACGCUCUGCUUCUCUGGAAAAUGGAAAGGCUGAACACGGGAAAGUUAAGUUGAGAGACAUAAGUGAGCAAGAAGUGUCUGAAUUGUAUCUUGAGAGGGUAUAUGAGAAGCCGGCUGCGCAUGAAUUCUACUGUCCUAAUUGCAAUUCUUGCAUCACCAAGGUUCUUAUCCGUGAGAGAGAAUUGGAGAAUAGACCUGAAACUAUACCACUUCCUGAGCCAAUUGAUACAAUUAGAUGCACUUCGUGCUUUAGUUUCCUCAUUCCUGCAGGCAAUUGGUUCUUUCUCAAAGCAGUAGCCAAAGAAGAGGAACAUCCGACAGUUCAAGGAAUCAAUAUUGAAGACAAUGUUGGAGCUUCUGUUCCAUCAUAUGAUUCUAACGGAACAAUACAAGAUCAAAAUAGUCAAGUUGCAUCAGUAGGUAAGGGCUCACUGUCUAAUGAGUAUAUUGGACCGUCAAGAAAUAAUCUUGACAGCAGAAUUGGAGUUGAAUUGCCAGUUUCACCACAAGACUCGAAGGAAACAUUAUAUGAUAAAAGACCUCCAACGCCUGCUCAGUCAAUUGGAAUUAAUCAAGCUGUAUCAGUAGAUAAAGCUCCAGAGCCCUAUCUCGAGAGUAGAGUUGGAGUUGAAUUGCCAGUUUCACCACAAGACUCGAAUGAAACAUUUUAUUAUCAAAAUCCUCCAAUGCCUGCUCAGUCAGAUGGAGGUAGUGAAGCCACGUUGAUUGGUAAAGCUCCAGAGCCCUAUCUCGAGAGUAGAGUUGGAGUUGAAUUGCCAGUUUCACCACAAGACUCGAAAGAAACAUUUAAUGAUCAAAAUCCUCCAAUGCCUGCUCAGUCAGUUGGAGUUAGUGAAGCCUUGUUGAUUGAUAAAGCUCCAGUUCCUGGUGACUUUGUUGAAGCUAGCAUUAAUGGAGUUCAGGUGCCAGUUCCAUCAUAUGACUCUAAUGGAACAUUACAUGAUCAAAAAUCUCCAUUGCCUGGUCAGUCGGUUGUUAGCAUAACUGUUACAACUCAGCCACCAGCACCUGAAAUAGAUGAUGCAGGGCCAGCUGAAACAAAACCUCGUGAGAGCACAACAGUCAUUAUUAGAUCAGGUGGACCAACAAUAAUAUCUGAACCAAGUGAUGCCAAAACCUUUGAAAUCCUCAAAAGCAUCGUAUAUGGAGGUUUAACUGAAGCAAUUGCAAGCUUAAGCAUUGUGACAUCUGCCGCUAGUGCUGGUACUGCCACAUUGAACAUUCUAGCUUUGGCCUUGGCAAACUUGCUGGGUGGUCUUUUCAUCAUUGGACACCACCUUUGGGAACUGAAAGUCGAUCAAUCAAGAGUUACCUCCGGUGAAACAGAUGAACAAGUGGAUAGAUAUGAAGAAGUACUGGGGAAAAGAGAGAAUUUUUUUCUUCAUGCCUCAGUUGCCAUAUUAUCGUUCCUCAUUUUCGGAUUAGUACCUCCUUUGGUUUAUUGCUUCUCAUUCCGUCAGAGCAAUGACACGGACCUAAAGCUUGCAGUAGUUGCCGCAUCUUCCCUCUUAUGCAUCAUACUUCUUUCAACUGGUAAGGCUUACAUCCAGAGGCCACAAAAGUACAUGAAAACUUUGCUGUACUAUAUCAUCAUUGGGGUUGGGGCUGCCGGUAUUUCUUACUUAGCAGGCGACCUGAUUGACAAACUUAUAGAGAAGCUUGGCUGGUUCAACUCAACUGUGUCUGGCACUCUGCCUCUCCCUCAGAUGAGUAUAGUGAAGCCUGCAUGGAAAUCCUGGUGACAUAAUGGGAACUCAACAUGGAAUUUUGUAGUUUUACUUGGAGUUAGUCUUAGUACGGCAGCAAUUAGCAUCUAAACUUUGCUCUAGAAAUAAAGUAGUUGAGAUAUUUGCUCAGCUGGUUUAAUUUGUAAUUGUAGCAAUACUUUUUUUUUUGGGAAUAAUUCCAUAGAGCACAACCCAGUUUAGAUGGUU
Rosa rugosa (rugosa rose) is the source of this 2631-nucleotide messenger RNA. Its product is annotated as membrane protein of ER body-like protein. Bases 73 to 2439 code for a protein of 788 amino acids. Gene Ontology annotation, molecular function: manganese ion transmembrane transporter activity. The record is from RefSeq and is a predicted model, not a curated record. The transcript has 7 exons. Lineage: Eukaryota; Viridiplantae; Streptophyta; Magnoliopsida; Rosales; Rosaceae. Gene Ontology annotation, biological process: intracellular manganese ion homeostasis.